Penicillium waksmanii is the source of this 1446-nucleotide messenger RNA. RefSeq lists its product as uncharacterized. Gene Ontology annotation, biological process: transmembrane transport. The coding region runs from base 1 to 1446 and encodes 481 amino acids. Gene Ontology annotation, cellular component: membrane. Gene Ontology annotation, molecular function: transmembrane transporter activity. NCBI's taxonomy places the organism in Eukaryota, Fungi, Ascomycota, Eurotiomycetes, Eurotiales, Aspergillaceae. The transcript has 8 exons. The record is from RefSeq and is a predicted model, not a curated record.
AUGGCAGACCAACCGAAAGACCGUGCUGAGAUGACAGAAGACGUGGAAACAGGCAUCGCUAAGGAGGAACAAGGGAUGACCUGCAACGAGAGUGCUCUGUCAAUAAAUGUCGCCCGUGAGAAAGCCUUGGUGUGGAAGCAAGACUUACGAGUCGUCCCUCUAUCCGCAUUCAUCUAUCUUCUUUGUUACUUGGAUCGGUCCAAUAUCGGAAAUGCCAAAACACUUAAUGCAGAUACAGGUAAUGACUUGGUGACUGAGACGAAAAUCACAAAUUUUGAAUACACGAUUGCCUUGAUGGUAUUCUUGAUUGCGUAUGCCAUAUUUGAGGUUCCAUCCAACUACCUGCUGAAGAAGCUCAGACCCAGCAGAUGGAUUGCAUUCUUGAUGUUGUCCUGGGGCGCCCUUACAAUUGGCUUAGGUGGUGUCAAUAACUAUGGGGAACUCACUGCAGUCCGAUUUCUUCUGGGCGCUGUAGAAGCUGGUUUAUUCCCUGGACUGGUCUACUAUCUUACAUUCUGGUAUCGCACAUCGGAGAGGUCUCUGCGGGUUGCAUUGAUUCUUGCAUCGGCCACACUCGCCGGAGCCUUUGGAGGUGCGAUUGCAUAUGGAGUAGGUCAGAUGAAUGGAGUCAAUGGGAUCUCAGCCUGGAGAUACCUAUUCUAUAUAGAAGGAGCUCCAUCCUGUGCAUCUGCUUUUUUGGUCUGGUUUCUCCUCCCAGACUACCCGGAGACUGCCAGUUGGCUCUCGGAUGAAGAAAAGGAUCUGGCCCGCGAACGACUUUCUGUUGAGGGAUCCCAUGGUGAGUCUGGGGGACUCACUUGGGCCGAGGCAAAAAAGACGCUCGUUGACUGGCGUUUAUAUGCGCACUAUCUGAUUUACUUCGGAAUUUCCACACCAUUUUCCAGUCUUUCACUUUUUACCCCAUCAAUCACAUCUGGUUUGGGAUUCUCCAACUUGAGGGCUCAGCUGAUGACGGUUCCUCCGUAUGCGACUGCCUACGUUGUGACGGUCGCAGUGGCCUGGUCAGCAGAUUAUUUCAAUGCGCGAGGACUACACUCUACGAUAUUCGCACUAAUAGGUGCAAUCGGUUUCUUGGCAUCUGCUGUACUUCCAGCUGAGGCUUACGCUCACCGGUAUGGUUGCUUGAUUGUUGCAUCAAGUGGCGCUUUUGCCUGUAUCCCUCCACUCCUGGGUUGGCUUUCUUCCAAUCUUCACUCUACCGGUGCGGCUGGCCUCGCUAUUGCGCUGAAUAUCUCCUUUGGUGCUCCCGGGCAAAUUGUCGGUGUUUGGAUUUACAAAGCAGACGAAAAGGAGAAAGGAUAUCCGACUGGGCACUGGACAAAUGCUGCGCUGCUAUUCUUUGUCGCUGUGGGCUGUGUUUUGUUGCGUUUUUAUUACGGCCGACUGAACCGGAAGAGAACCGGUAGCAAGCCAUACGCAUAUUAG